Messenger RNA from Ceratitis capitata (Mediterranean fruit fly), 3766 nucleotides. RefSeq names its product alpha-protein kinase 1 (gene Cnot4). The record is from RefSeq and is a predicted model, not a curated record. Bases 484 to 3678 code for a protein of 1064 amino acids. The transcript is spliced from 3 exons. NCBI's taxonomy places the organism in Eukaryota, Metazoa, Arthropoda, Insecta, Diptera, Tephritidae. Gene Ontology annotation, molecular function: ubiquitin-protein transferase activity; RNA binding; metal ion binding. Gene Ontology annotation, cellular component: CCR4-NOT complex. Gene Ontology annotation, biological process: protein ubiquitination.
UCAGCUGAUGUGAUCUGUCAAAAUAAUCAACGCGCUGUCUCUAUCAGUGAAGAAUCGCACAAGUGGAUUUAUAUUGUUUUAAUAAAAAGUUUUCCCUUUUUUGUUGCAAAAAUUUACAAUUUUUGUAUAACUAAACUCGUAUAGUCUCUGUGUAGUAUAGAAAAUUGUAAAUUUCUAAGCUAGCGAAUAUUAGGUUGCCUGUAAAAACACCCGGAUACAAUCGCGCAACAACUCUGCCAAGAGCUAAAUUAGUGCGUCUGCCACUUCGCUUAACUUGCAAAGUUUUGGAAAAUUAAAACGGCUCCUGGCUCUUGCUUAGUAAAACGGCUUGCAACUCGAAAGUAUAAAUUUCAUUGUGAAACCAGUGCAACUCUCACGUAUUAACCUGCUAAUAGACUGUUAAAGGUUUGAGUUUUGAGGUUUGUUCGCAGUGAUAUUGAAGAAAAAGACUAACAACAACAACAACAACAACAAAAAACCGAUAUGGAUAACAACGAGGACUCCGUUGAAUGCCCACUAUGCAUGGAACCUCUUGAGGUCGAUGAUUUGAAGUUCUUUCCGUGCACGUGCGGCUAUCAAAUAUGCCGAUUCUGUUGGCAUAGAAUACGCACGGAUGAAAAUAAAUUGUGUCCGGCUUGUCGGAAGGAGUAUACGGAAAAUCCUGCGGACUUUACGCCACUAACUCAAGAGCAAAUUUUGGCUUUCAAGUCGCAGAAGAAGCAACGCGAUCAAAAGCGCAAGCAAAAGGUACGCGUUACUGAGAACCGCAAGCAUUUGUCGAAUGUGCGAGUGGUGCAAAAGAAUUUAGUAUUUGUUGUCGGUUUGCCGCCACGAUUGGCCGACGCUGAGGUACUCAAGAAGCAUGAGUAUUUCGGGAAAUAUGGCAAGAUACAUAAAGUUGUGAUAAAUCCCAGCACCGCCUAUGCCGGUGUACAGGGGCCAUCCGCCUCGGCGUAUGUGACUUAUGUAAAUAACAAUGACGCUUUGAGAGCUAUACAAAGUGUCAAUACACGUAACAUAAUUAUAGAUGGCAGACUUAUCAAAACCAGUUUGGGUACCACAAAGUAUUGCAGUCACUUUAUGAAGAAUCAAGUGUGUCCCAAGGGCGAUUGUAUGUAUCUACAUGAGUUGGGCGACCCAGAGGCUAGCUUUACGAAGGAGGAAAUGCAUCAGGGUAAACAUCAAGAAUAUGAGAAACGAUUACAUGACGCAUUGGUAGUGAGUUCCAACAGUGCUGGCUCGGGUGGUUCAAAUGAAGCAAAUCCAACGAAUGGCAAUGUAGGCGCUACUGUUUGGGGCAGCAGCGGCGAUGAGAAAAAUCAUGGCAGUGCGAGUAAAAAUAGUAACACAAAUAAAACAAAUUCCAGUACACAGUCUCCGACCACGAAUUCGUCUGCGCUGCCUUCAUCACCUUCGUUAUUAGUAACAUCUAAUGGGUCUUCGGUGGAAACAACAACAACAACAGAUUCGUGUCCUACAUUAUCUGUUUCACCCGUAAGUAAAGACAGCUCCGGUGAAGUAAAGAACAAAAAAGAGAGAAGUAGACACGAAAAGAAUAAAAAUGACAAAAGUACUAAAUCGAAAAAUAAAAACAGUUCAAAUGAUGCAAGCAAAAGUUACAGUGGCAAUGCACAGCGAGAGAAUAGUAGUAAUAAUAGCGAUGUCAAAGAUGGCUCAGAUACGUCUGCCGAUGGAACUGCAUCCAUGUUUGCCAGUCCCGUUCAAGAUCGUAAUCUUACACCUAACAGUAGCAAUACUAGCAUAACAAAGGGUAAAAUAAAUAAGCCAAAAGCUUCGAAAAAAGCUGUCGAUGAGCAUGACAGCAAACAAAUAGAUGAGAGCGAGAAGAUUUUUGGCGAGAACGAGAACGAGAACGGGAACGAGAACGAGAACGAAAGCGAUAAUGUAGUUAGUAAUAAUAGUAAUUCAAUUUUAUCGGCGGAGCUUUUUGAAAGUCCUGAACUAACAGUAAACGAAUCAACUGAUAGUAAGGAAAAUGAAAGUAGCGAAAUAGAUGAUUUGCUGGCGGAUAAAUCGUUCGAAGAUUCGAUUUUGAAGAGCGAAGAUAAUGAAAUUCAGAUCGACCCGAAACCAGCAAUUCCACAACUCAAUCUCUUCGAUAACAAAUUAUCGCCUCUCUUCUCUCCUGGACCAUCACUACAUAACUCGUUGAAUUCGGAGGAUAAGAUUGGAGACUUGUCAAACCAAUUGAAUAAUGUAAAAAUAUCACCGUUGCCAGAUCUUUUGAAAGGUAUUGAAGAGCAACAGUUCCAGCAUGUCCAUCCUUAUCAGCAAAAGGAACUGGCACGAUUUCUCGAAUUACACAAGCAAAAUAGUUUAUUUGGCAAUUUGAAUUUAUUGCAAAACAAUGUUCCACCAAGUGGUUUACAGAAUCAUUUUGGCGGUCUGGCCGAGGUGGGACAAUCGCCACUAACAACAUUAGAGCAUGCAUCAGAACUACUUAUGAGCCAAAAUCUCUAUGGCAUUAACAUGUCGAAAUUCUUUGAUUUUCAUAAGAAUCAACAAUUACAGUUACAGCAACAUAUUGUUGGCAAUGAGCCGUCUAUUGGCAAUGGUGGUAAUACUAUUUUAGAAAAUACCUCGAAUCCUUAUCCCUUUAUGCAACACUCGGCCUUAUCGAAUUUGCAACAGCAACAGCAACAGCAACAGCAGCAGCAGCAACAGCAACAACAACAGCAGCAACAGCAGCAACAACAACAACAACAACAACAACAACACCAUCAGUUACAACAGCAGAAGCAUAGAAAUCAGUUGGACUCGAUGUUGGGUAUGCAACACCUCAAUCCUACCAUGCAACCUCCACCACAGCAGCAACAACAACAACAACAACAGCAACAACAACAACAACAACAACAACAACAACAACAACAACAUCCUUUGCUUCAAAAUCAACAUGGUCGCAUGCAAAAUGAAUUUUCAGCAAAUACGUUUGUUGAUGAUGAUCUAGGCUUUGAUCCAUUCACAGAAACUCAAAAGGGCUUGGCAGAGCUUAUGGAGAAUGAAAUAAUUAAACCGCAACACCCCAAACCCAUUACCAGCAAUGCUAUGCGUAUGGCGGCUGAAGCCAAUAUGAUGCAUCAACAUCCACACACCAUCGAUCAUAUGCAACGUGCGCGUAUGCCGCCACCGGGUUUCAAUCACAUGAAUACAUUUGGUUUGAAUCCACCUCGGGAACACAACACUAGCAAAAUGAUGCCAUUCUUAAAUAUGGGCGGCAAUAGAGGACAUGCAAAUGAUAUUCAACAUUUGUCUGCUUUCAACGCAUGGGAUACACAUUUACAAUCGCCACGACAUCAGUUACCGAAUUUCAAUGAUAUUCAAGCUCAUCAAAUGAGUCAAAACAAUCGCAAUGCUGGCAAUUUGGGCAAUGAUUGGACGGCCAUGGAUCCAGCAAUACUAUCUUUCCGUCAAUUUCCGUCGUGUCCUCAACCAUCGCAAAUGCUACACCAUCAUCAGCAAAAGGAAUUAUUUCCUUCACAUUUGACACAGCAACAGCAACAGCAACAGCAACAAAACACGUUCGGCAAUCAGGCUCACGCCGGUGCAAAUAUGCUUUUGCCCAAUAAUCAAAUGAGUUCGCAAUCUGUCGCUCAGGCACAGGUGAAUGCUAAUGUUCAAGGAAUGUUGGAAUACCUUAAAAAUAAUCAAUUAUUCUAAGCGAAGGGAAAAUAUUACGAAAUUAUAAAACUAUUGCUUUUAAACAAUAAAACUAUCGCUUGCUUAUCUUUUGUUGGUUUAAUAGAAA